AUGGCGCCCCAGCGCCGCGCCGCGGCGAAGGCCCAAGAGCAAAUCAGACGCCUGGCAGCCGCUGCUACUACUGCAGUUGAGGAUGAGGAUGAAGACCAGGAGAGCGAGUCGGGGUGCGAGGGAGAGCUGGCCACUGGCACUGGCACUGGCAACGGCAGCAACAAUAGCAAUGGCAAUCCUCAAGCUCGAACAGAUGCCGCUGCUGCUCUGCCGCCUGCGAGUGGCCCCGCGCCUUCUAUUUCUGAGAAUCCCAUUUCUCGGAAUCCCAUUUCUCGGACUCCGACUCGUUCUCGGAAGCAGAACCGGAAGCAAAAGCGGCGAGCAGCUAGCUCUUUCUUGAUUGACCAAUCAGAGGACGACAGCGACGGUGACUACGAGGACGGGUUGAAGUUCCGUCCUGCUCCUGUGGCUGAUCAUCAUCGCAACCAGGUCGCUGUGGCUGUUGCUCUCCCUCCCGCCCUCGUCCCUCCUCCCACUGUCAAUCCUUCCGAGCAGUCGACUGCCUUUGAGCAGGAACCGCUCCUACCCACGUCCACAUCUACAUCAACACCACAACUACCAGCGAUCAUGGAGAAUCUCAAGAUCGAUGCGCCAGGCACCUUACCGUCUACUAGGCAGGUGAGCUCUGCCAGCUGCCCUCCUCUACAAGUUGCUGAAGCUUCUCGACCUUCGAAACCUUCUCAACAGUUCCAACAGCCUCAACCCCAAGCCUCACUCCAACCAACAGUCCUAAUUCCACAGCCGGAGGAGGAGGAGGAGAAGGAGGAGGCGGCAGAGCCCGAAAUUGACUGGAGAGAUGAUGACCCUGGCUUCUUUGCUGAUGCCUUCGCGGCGUAUGAGGCGGCGCAUCCGAAGGGCCGAGAAUUCGGAAAUGAUCCUGGUUACUUUACUGAGGCUCUCGCGGAGUAUGAGGCGGCGAAUCCGGAGUAUCGAGGAUUCGAAGAGAAUGAUGAUGACGAGUUUCACCUUCCUAACAUCGACCAGCUCUCUCCUCGUGAGGAUCAGAUGGCGAACCAGAUGGCGCAUCCGGAGGCUCAAGGAUUCGGAGAUGAUGGCUUUCCCCUUCCUAACAUCGACCAGCUCUCCCCUCGCGAGGAUCACAUGGCGAACCAGAUGGCUCCUCCGGAGGCUCAAGAAUCUGAAGAGUCCGUAAAUUUCGAAGAUUUCCUAGCAUUCGAAGACGAUGAUUAUUACUAUCCUAGUAUCGACCAGCUCCUGGCGCACCAGGAGGCGAAUCGAGAUGUCCCGUCCCAAUCCCCUGGUCCCGUGCAAGCUCAGGCUGAGUCGGGCUUUGGCUUCAGAAUCAUCCAUCCAGCUCCCCCCCCCCUGGACCGAGAGGUGGAGGAGGAGGAGGAGGAGGAGGAGGACAAAACAGUCGACCCCUCACACCUGCGCAACGAUCGUGCAUACCGUCUUCCGAUAUGGCGAAAGCCUUCAAAGGAUGCCCUUACGUUGGCGGCAACUCGUUUAGCAGUUUUGACAGAUAAGCCCGAUCAGACCGAUGAAGAGAAAGAGAGACUCCGUCUUACUCAUUCUCUAACCCUUAAUCUUGAACGUAUCCAGGACGCAAAAGAUAAUGAGCUGCUGGAUGAAGUUCUCAACACCCAAUCGCAAUUGCAACCCCAACCCCAACCGCAACCGCAGUCGCAACCCCAACUGCAACCGCAAUCGCAGCCCCAACCCCAACUGCAACCAUCACAGCCCCCAAAAAAUUUGGCUAUCGCCUUGAACAUGCUGUCUAUCGUUGGUUCUCGGGAGCCGGAUCCACAACCUUUCGGUCCAGGCCGGAGACGAGUCCGAUUGCGAGACAAGGAAGACUUGGGGCUCUGCGACUUUUGCUUCUUCGAAAGCCCUUCUGGCAUUAAUAAUACGAGGGUUUGGCUUCCAAUCGAGGCAUCCGCGGGAUUCUGCAAUGACUGUUCCUAUGCACCUAACACGGCUGCUCAGGAAUUGUGGCAAUGGCAAGCUCGCGAACUUCCUGGUCGAUCGAGCGGGGGGCAACGGGCGACAGAUCAGGAUAACAGCGCUCAGAGCAUCGUACCACCUUUGCCGACAUCGGGCGAAGAGCAAAAGUUCCAUCAGGAGGCCCUGAACGAGAUGCGUAGCGAGAGGAGAACGGAGAGGAUCAAGGCUCAUCGCAUGGCCCUGGCCAUGUCUCGAGACCCGAAUGGAGCUCAAGCCCCUCUCCAGUCUGGUCAUGAUGCGAUCCAGGCUGCGAAACCUCCUACAAAGGCCGCUCCCAUCAAGAACCGCUCAGCUCCGACCCCAAAUACUCUCAUGGGAAACAUGAUUCUUCAACCUCUUCCUGAUAUGGGCCCCAUGAGAAAUAGGAGUCCCCAACGUGUUCCUGACAUGGGCCCUACUGUCAAUUUUCCCUCGCAAUAUCCUCCCCUCUCGAGCACUGCUGGUCCAGCCGGUAAUGCGACUUAUGAUAUGACUUUCACAAUGCCUAAUCGUCCUCAAAGUCCCAUCCCUGGUGUCCACGAGCCACAUCACAAGACAUUGGGUGACCGCAUGCCACCUACCACCCCCAACUCUGACAUGGGAGGAGGAGCUCCAUCCGCCCGCGCCGUCAACCUCCAACAAGCUCCCGCAGCAUACUUUGGAUCCAAGGGCCCCAACUUCUGCCGCGGAUUCCCAUAUCGCCAAGUCGAUUUCACCAAGGCCAAAAUCUGCACGUACUGCAAGGAACUCAAGACCUUCAUCAUGAAUCACCACCACCACACCGCCUUCACCCCGCUGAACCAGGUCCUCGGAUUGGCGACGGGACACCUGAUGUAUCAGGGGCUGGGCAGAAUCGAGAAUGGCGUGGAGGUCCACGACGGUCGCUGGAAGCACUGUAUGAUCUGUACCGAGCUGGCGGUCUACGGAUGCGAUUCCUGCCCGUUGAGACUCUGCGUCGGGUGCCAGGUAUACCUGACGCGCACAUAUACUCCUGUAGAAGCCUGGGCCAACUGUCAAACCAGCUCUCUCCUUGCCAAGUCAAACGGAAGCUCCCGCACCAGUGCGCUCGCCCAUGAUCUCCCCCAGAAAUGGAUCGAAGAGAAACGGCCUUGGCGGUUUGACAAAGCUUGGAUGCUUCAAGACUUCUUGGAAGCGCGAAGCUUAUUCAACCAGGCUAUAAGGGCCUUCGUCCCAUCAACCGGGUCUCCGUUCUUCUGCCAGCGAUUCUGA
Messenger RNA from Drepanopeziza brunnea f. sp. 'multigermtubi' MB_m1, 3174 nucleotides. RefSeq lists its product as uncharacterized. The record is from RefSeq and is a predicted model, not a curated record. Lineage: Eukaryota; Fungi; Ascomycota; Leotiomycetes; Helotiales; Drepanopezizaceae.